AUGGCCUGUUCCAGGAAUUUCACGUCCGUCCUUACAGUACUUAUUUUAGCCGCUGUGGAAUCCGUAAAGUUGCCUUCACAUUGGGCCAGAUGCAAAAACGACACUUCUUUGAACGAUUGUUUGAAAAUAUCGAUACAAAAUGCCAUGAGGGAUUUGGGAAAAGGAAAUAGAACUUUGGGUGUGCAACCUUUAGACCCUUGGAAGAUGAAGCUCUUUGUGUACAACCACGGUUCCAUCUCCACCGACCUGAAACUCACUGCUCGCGACGUUUCAGUCAUCGGGUUCAAAAACGCCAAAGUCGACUACGUCAGAACUAACUGGGAAACUAUGGAUCUGCAAAUCAACACACCCAAGCUGGUGCUCUUCGGCAAGUACGGAGUCGAAGGAAGGGUUGUUUUUGUGCCGAUAGAAGGAAAAGGAAAUUUCAGGAUUACCAUAGACGAUUUAACAUCGAGGAUGAAGUUUGUUUUUGAAAAGUACAAUAAAAAAGGAAAGGAGUUCAUCAGAGUGAAAGAAUCCACGUUGGUCCCUGAUGCAAAAAACAUAAGCGUCCGUUUUGACAACCUUUUCAAUGGCAACAAAGAUUUAGGAAACCGAAUGAACGAUUUGAUCAACCGAAAUUGGCGAUUUAUCCUGAACACCCUCCAGCCGAUCGGUCUGAAAUCGAUGGCCGCCCCAGUUAAAAUUGUUGUAAAUGAAUUGUUCUCAAGAGUUCCUGCCAGUGAUUUUAUUAUAAGUUAA
This is a messenger RNA of Cimex lectularius (bed bug), 741 nucleotides long. RefSeq names its product protein takeout-like. The record is from RefSeq and is a predicted model, not a curated record. Lineage: Eukaryota; Metazoa; Arthropoda; Insecta; Hemiptera; Cimicidae. The transcript has 6 exons. The coding region runs from base 1 to 741 and encodes 246 amino acids.